AUGCCCCCCAAGUUGCCCCAAGAUUUCAGACAGCGCACGACCACCAUCAAGAUGGAACGCGUUUUGUCACUCCCAAAGGUCCGUCGAGCACUCGUCAAAGAAUUCAUCCCGGACCUCGACGACGACGAGGUCAACCGUGUCGUGUCCAAGUUCACUCUGAGAAACAUCCCGCUCUACCCCAUCGACUUGAGGCAAUACACCGAGAUAGACUUAUCCGAGGACGUCGACGUGAUUUACCAGCGAUUCAGAGGCAUCGUGUGUAAGGGCACAAGCCAGGACUACAUUCCAUACUGCAAGAAGACGCCCGCCUUGUUUGCAGAGUUUGAGCGGGCAUACGUCAAGGCGGGCAACAGGAUUCUGGCGGACAAAGAGAUGGGCAGUAGGUUUGACCUGGAGUGGCUCCUCAAGGACUACCAGGAGUACGCGGGGGAUUUCCUAGCGCCGUAG
Messenger RNA from Hirsutella rhossiliensis, 447 nucleotides. RefSeq lists its product as uncharacterized. The transcript is spliced from 2 exons. The coding region runs from base 1 to 447 and encodes 148 amino acids. The record is from RefSeq and is a predicted model, not a curated record. NCBI's taxonomy places the organism in Eukaryota, Fungi, Ascomycota, Sordariomycetes, Hypocreales, Ophiocordycipitaceae.